AUGUCGGUAUGCUCAGCCCUACUGAACCGCCGUGUAGCUGGAGGCUGCUGCAGGGUGUUGUGUGGUGUUCCUCCACCGUUCGUCCACAUCAGAUCAGCCAGUGUAGCUGAGUCGGGCACAAGAAGAUCUGAUGAAGAACAACUCUGGCAGGAAGCAGGGUACCUGCCGUUCUCCAGAGCCAAGAUAGGAUCUUUCUUUCAGCAAAGGCCAGUGCUGAAGAACCCAUUUCUAGAGGAUGCCUUGCUCAGAGGAUACCUGAGAAGACACCUGCCCCAGGAGGCAGCUUCCUCAGACUUGUGUGCAUUUGGAGAGCGCGUGGCAAAUGAGGUGGAUGGAUGGGGCCGUGAGUGUGAGGUUACUCCUCCACAGUUGGUGCACUUUGACCCCUGGGGUCGCAGAGUUGACCACAUCAUGACCUCCCCGGCCUGGAAACGCAUGAAAGACCUGUCGGCACAGGAAGGACUGGUUGCCAUCGGAUAUGAGAAGUCAUUUGGAGAGUGGAGUCGUGUGUACCAAAUGAGCAAGUUGUACAUCUUCUCUCCCUCGUCUGGUCUCUACACCUGUCCUCUGGCCAUGACUGAUGGAGCUGCUAAAGUCAUCCAGUCUAUAGGUGUUUCAUGGCCAGUAGAUGAAGCCUACAGUCGUUUGACCACCCGUCAGCCUGAGCGUUUCUGGACAUCUGGACAGUGGAUGACGGAAAGACAGGGAGGAUCUGACGUGGCCAGUGGCACAGAGACGGUGGCUGUUCCCCAGACAGACGGUUCAUACAAACUACACGGCUUCAAGUGGUUCACCUCUGCUACGGACGCAGACAUGACUUUCACACUGGCCAGGGUGCAGGACCGAACAGGAGCAACCACACCGGGCAGCAGGGGUUUGUCUUUGUUCUACGCAGAGGUGAAUAGAGAUGAGGAUGGCCGGCUGAAGGGUGUAGAGGUUCAGAGACUGAAGGACAAGCUGGGCACAAGACAGAUGCCGACUGCUGAGUUACUGCUGGACGGCCUGCCGGCACACAGGUUCUCAGAGGAAGGGAGAGGUGUGGCCUCCAUAGCUAACAUGCUGACUAUAACCAGGAUACACAACAGCGUCUGUGCAGCAGCUGCAAUGAGAAGGGUGGUCCAGUUAGCCCGUGACUAUGCCACUCACCGCACUGCCUUUGGAAAGCUUCUUAAAGACCACCCGCUGCACAUACAGACUCUCGCUAGGAUGGAGGUGGAGACUCGUGGAGCGUUCCUUCUGGUGAUGGAUGUGUGUCGUCUGUUGGGCCGAGAGGAAAGCGGCAUGGCGACCCAGCUUGAUGCACACCUGCUGCGUCUGCUCACUCCUGUGGUCAAACUGUACACUGGGAAGCAGGCGGUGGCUGUGGUGUCGGAGGGUUUGGAAAGCUUCGGUGGACAGGGCUACAUCGAGGAUACAGGGUUGCCUGGACUACUUCGCGAUGCACAGGUGUUGAGUAUAUGGGAAGGUACAACAAAUGUUCUGUCUCUGGACGUGCUGCGCUGUGUGGCUCGUAGCUCAGGAAUGGUUCUUCACGCUUAUUUCACCCAUGCCAAGUCCCUGCUUGCAGGUGCAUCGAGUGUUUCCACAUUGGCCCCGGCGGUGAAAGCAGUAGAUGGUGCUCUCUCUGAACUGGAGGACUUUGUUCAGGUAGCAGCUACGAAAGCACCUGGAUACCUGGAACUAGCAGCCAGAGACUUGGCAUACAGCCUGGCUCGCAUCUACAUAGGUGCCCUUCUCAUUGACCAUGCAUGUUGGAAAGGAGCCUCUUCAUCUGACACCUAUGCAGCUCUCAGGUGGUGUGAACACGACUUGUGUCCUGUGGCGACUAAACAGGCGAGAGGCUGCUAUGAUCUCAGCACAGCACCACUCGAUGCUGCACUGGUGUAUGACCAGCCGAUCCAAGGCUGAAGGUUCACUGACCAUGGAUUAACCUCUUUGAUUCUGCAGCAGAUCUAGUUAUUGUAUCCCACAUUUUAUUUAAUAUUGUAGAGUGAGACUAUGUUUUAUUGAAAAAAACUAAACCCCACUUCUGUAUAAGCACAGCAAUCAAACUGAAAAUUGAUUUUCUAAUACAAUGACCUCCUGUCUAAUGUGAUUUUGGUAUUUUUGAUAUUUACUUCUAUAUAUAAAGUAUCUGCAAUAUAUAUUUUUAUCUGCAAUACAUAUGGAAAUAUAGAUUCACAUUUUUGCAGUAUACAAAUGAUUUUUGAAGCCUGGAUGUGUGAAGUGGAUAUUUUAAAUAUGUCCCCAGGUUUUUCACAUUCAAAGUCAUGACUCCUCUCAUAGUUAUUAGACUUUUGAGGCGAGAGUCAGCAAAGAUAAACAGACCACAAAUUAUCUAGAUCAGGUCAGAAAGCAAGAGGGAGUUUUACAUAAAGUACAUGCUGCCUUCAGAACUGUUGGAAAAAUUGAACGUGUGAACUCCUAAUCUAUUUUUUUUUAAUAGUUUUUGGAGUUUGCAGUUUUGCACAAUUUAUACACCAGCUAAUUAUUUUAAACAACACUAGGAUUAAUUAUCUUGUAUGUUUAGUGUAUCACUGGGUUUUAUUGUUGCCAAACUAUAUCUGAAAUGAAAUGAGGGCAAAGCAUGCAUAACAAUGCUACCAAGUGAUUCACAGUAGCCCUUUUGGAAAUCAUUUCAGAAAUAUAAAUUAAAUAAAUACAUUAAUAAAGAAUAUGUAAAACAUA
Messenger RNA from Sebastes umbrosus (honeycomb rockfish), 2688 nucleotides. RefSeq names its product acyl-CoA dehydrogenase family member 11-like. Bases 1 to 1908 code for a protein of 635 amino acids. Gene Ontology annotation, molecular function: oxidoreductase activity, acting on the CH-CH group of donors. The transcript is spliced from 14 exons. NCBI's taxonomy places the organism in Eukaryota, Metazoa, Chordata, Actinopteri, Perciformes, Sebastidae. The record is from RefSeq and is a predicted model, not a curated record.